GUCGCGAGCCGAAGCCGCGCGGGCUUGUGAGGAGCGGCCUGGUACGCGCGCUGGACCGGUGACGGAGGCGGAAGGACACGGAAGCCGCCGGAGUCGAGGCCAGAGUCGAGGCCAGAGUCGAGGCCAGAGCGGGAGUCGCUGGUGCUGAGGGGCCGCCGCAGUCGCCGCGAGGCCCUGGACCGUCACCAGGCCGAGGAGGGCGCCGCGCGGCGGGUCUACUACCCACAAGCCCCUGGCUUGAGGGGUUUGCUACAUAUGACCCUCUCCUCUUGAGUGGAGACAUCCUACCACCUUCGCCCCACCACCUGUUCUCCAAGACUUGGCAAGAUGACCCAGUUCCUGCCGCCCAACCUUCUGGCCCUCUUUGCUCCCCGUGACCCCAUCCCAUACCUACCACCGUUGGAGAAACUGCCACAUGAGAAACACCACAAUCAACCUUACUGUGGCAUUGCGCCCUACAUCCGAGAGUUUGAGGACCCUCGAGAUGCUCCUCCCCCAACUCGAGCUGAAACCCGGGAGGAACGCAUGGAGAGAAAGAGACGAGAAAAGAUUGAGCGGCGACAGCAAGAAGUGGAGACAGAGCUAAAAAUGUGGGACCCUCACAAUGAUCCCAAUGCUCAGGGUGAUGCCUUCAAGACGCUCUUUGUGGCCAGAGUGAACUAUGAUACAACAGAAUCCAAGCUCCGGAGAGAGUUUGAGGUGUACGGACCCAUCAAAAGAAUACAUAUGGUCUACAGUAAGCGCUCAGGAAAGCCCCGAGGCUAUGCCUUCAUUGAGUAUGAACAUGAACGAGACAUGCAUUCCGCUUACAAGCACGCAGACGGCAAGAAGAUUGAUGGCAGGAGAGUCCUUGUGGAUGUGGAAAGGGGCCGAACCGUGAAGGGCUGGAGGCCCCGGCGACUAGGAGGUGGCCUAGGUGGCACCAGAAGAGGGGGGGCCGAUGUGAACAUCAGGCAUUCCGGCCGCGACGAUACGUCCCGUUACGAUGAGAGGCCGGGCCCCUCCCCGCUUCCGCACAGGGACCGGGACCGGGACCGCGAGCGGGAGCGCAGGGAGCGAAGCCGCGAGCGAGACAAGGAGCGGGAAAGGCGACGCUCCCGCUCUCGGGACCGGAGGCGGCGCUCCCGGAGUCGGGACAAGGAGGAGCGGCGGCGCUCCAGGGAGCGUAGCAAGGACAAGGACCGGGACCGGAAGCGGCGGAGCAGCCGGAGCCGAGAGCGGGCGCGACGGGAGCGGGAGCGCAAGGAGGAGCUGCGAGGUGGCGGAGGUGGGGGCGACAUAGCGGAGCCCUCCGAGGCUGGUGACGCGCCUCCUGAUGACGGGCCGACCGGGGAGCUGGGGCCUGACGGACCUGAUGGUCCAGAGGAAAAGGGCCGGGAUCGUGACCGAGAACGUCGUCGGAGCCACCGGAGCGAAAGGGAGCGUCGCCGGGACCGCGACCGGGACCGGGAUCGCGAGCACAAGCGGGGGGAGCGGGGUGGUGAACGGGGCAGGGAUGAGGCCCGAGGUGGGGGUGGCGGUGGCCAGGACAACGGGCUAGAGGGUCUGGGCAACGAGGGCCGAGACAUGUACAUGGAGUCUGAGGGAGGUGACGGGUAUCUUGCUCCAGAGAACGGGUAUUUGAUGGAGGCUGCACCGGAGUGAAGAGGGCCUCCCUGGUUUUGUUUGGACGUGUUCCUACCCACCCCCUUGCUGUCAUUCUCUCCCUGUCUCCUUGGCCACCACCUAAGUUUGCAAGCCAAGGGUAGGAGUCUUCUUGUUUGUUCCUGGCUCCUUGGAUUUAAAAAUAAAAUAAAUUUCCUGUUGAUAAUGGG
Molecule: messenger RNA, 1814 nt
Organism: Manis pentadactyla (Chinese pangolin)
Lineage: Eukaryota; Metazoa; Chordata; Mammalia; Pholidota; Manidae
Gene: SNRNP70
Product: small nuclear ribonucleoprotein U1 subunit 70
Exons: 11
Coding region: 328-1644 (438 amino acids)
Biological process (GO): mRNA splicing, via spliceosome
Cellular component (GO): precatalytic spliceosome; U2-type prespliceosome; U1 snRNP
Molecular function (GO): U1 snRNA binding; mRNA binding
Source: RefSeq, a predicted model, not a curated record